This is a messenger RNA of Chionomys nivalis (European snow vole), 2424 nucleotides long. It is a transcript of the gene Rhob, whose product is annotated as ras homolog family member B. The record is from RefSeq and is a predicted model, not a curated record. The coding region runs from base 397 to 987 and encodes 196 amino acids. The transcript has a single exon. NCBI's taxonomy places the organism in Eukaryota, Metazoa, Chordata, Mammalia, Rodentia, Cricetidae. Gene Ontology annotation, biological process: small GTPase-mediated signal transduction. Gene Ontology annotation, molecular function: GTPase activity; GTP binding.
UAGGGCCGCAGCCCGCAUCUGCCACCGCAGUCCAGCUGUCUUCGUCUGUGCCUCAGUUCCUUAGGUCUGGAGGUUUUCUCUCCGGGAGGGAAGCUAGGCUGAGUCUACAGCACCAGCCAUCGCCUUGCACAAAGCAACCCAACUCCGGGACAGCCGAGGACCGCAGUAUCGCCCGGCAGCAGCAGCGCGGCGACACGCUCCGUGCGCCUUAUGCCCCCGCGCCCCUGCCGCGGCAGCCAGAGAGCCCCGAGAGAACGCACCGCCGCGGGGUCCCGGUGCAGCUAGCGAGCAUAGCCCGCUGCGCGCGGCCGCGGGUGAGCGGAGAGCGGCAAACAGGGAGCGGGACGGCGGCGAGGCGCUCGCGGGCCCCUCCUGCUGCCCGCACCCGGUGAGCUCAUGGCGGCCAUCCGCAAGAAGCUAGUGGUGGUGGGCGACGGCGCGUGCGGCAAGACGUGCCUGCUGAUCGUGUUCAGUAAGGACGAGUUCCCCGAGGUGUACGUGCCUACCGUGUUCGAGAACUAUGUGGCGGACAUCGAGGUGGACGGCAAGCAGGUGGAGUUGGCGCUGUGGGACACAGCGGGCCAAGAGGACUACGAUCGUUUACGGCCGCUCUCUUAUCCGGACACAGACGUCAUCCUUAUGUGCUUCUCGGUGGACAGCCCGGACUCUCUGGAGAACAUCCCCGAGAAGUGGGUACCCGAGGUAAAGCACUUCUGCCCCAAUGUGCCAAUCAUCCUGGUGGCCAACAAGAAAGACCUGCGCAGCGAUGAGCAUGUACGCACGGAGCUGGCCCGAAUGAAGCAAGAGCCAGUGCGCACGGAUGACGGCCGCGCCAUGGCGGUGCGCAUCCAAGCCUAUGACUACCUCGAGUGCUCGGCCAAGACCAAGGAGGGCGUGCGCGAGGUCUUCGAGACGGCCACACGCGCCGCGCUGCAGAAGCGCUACGGCUCCCAGAAUGGUUGCAUCAACUGCUGCAAGGUGCUAUGAAGGCCGCGCCCUGCCUCCCGCCCCUGCCAGCGUGGCUCCCCCUCCUCGGCCCGGUCGCCCACGAGCCGGGAGAAAGGGAGAGGAGACCCACGCCCCUCAAGGACACCACCAGACUGCCUGGCAUCUGCUGGUGACUCUGUCUGAUCACGCUGAGAAUUAGCGUGGGCACCGAGCUCCCCCUUCCCAGUGUCUGUGUGUGUCCAGCUGAGUAGCACAGGCCUGGGCGCCCUGCUGAGUGCCAAGGGGUUCCUAAAGAGUCAGGCCUCAUAGUGUGGUUGUGUGUAUGUACGACUCCCUACACCCCCACCCCACUCUUGCCCCACCCUUGCCUCUGGUUUCACCAGGGUCACGCAGAGUGGACGAACCCCAACAGAUGUUCCGCUUGUAACCAGCGAGCCACUACUGUCCCUCCAUGUCUGUAACAUAGACCCCUGGAACCACGGAAGGGAAGGGUUGGGGAAGGUGAUGGGGUGGGGGGGUGUUACAUAAAUGCAGAUUUUAUUUUCGGAGGCAGAAUGGUGUCGUUUCGUGGUGGUGAGUGGUGUGACCAGGGCGCAAGAGCAACUCCUUUCCCAGGCUCGAUCAGGCGCCCGCCCAUCCGAGCAUGAACUGGACUUGGCCAUCUUUCCACAUCAUGGGAAGACAUUUGCGACUGACUUGGGGUUGUGAGGAAGCGGCUUCCAGACACAGAGUCUCCUGGGCCAACCCCCAGUGAACCUCCUUUCCAGCCACCUGCAGAGGAUCCAGGGUGUGCUGCGGGGGUCACUUUUGCCAUAAGCGAACUUUGUGCCUGUCCCACAAGUGAACGUUGUUCAGCCCAAGAACCUAUUGUUACUGAAUUUAUUUAAAGGCUGAAGCUUUUUCUUUUUGUUAUUGUUGUUGAUGAAAAGGAUUCUUUGCACAAUUGUUUCAUUGUUUGACACUCAGUGCGCUUGUCAUUUGCAUACGACAGCAUUCUGACCACACUUGUAUGCUGUAACCUCAUCUACUUCUGAUUUUUUUUUAAAAAAAACUAUGAUGACUUUAAAAUAAGAUUAAAAAAACACUAAUUUUUGUUUUCUUGAAAAAAGUGUCAACACUGUUUUGUGAAUUUUAUUUGUGUAGCUUACGCACACUGUUUUGAUAAAGGAAGGCAACAUUUCAGUCUAUUUAAACCUUCCCCUCCCCAGAACAGUCUUCAGCUAUGUAAAAUUUUCUCUACAUUCUGUGUGCAGAGCAGAGAAAAGCCUCCCCCUAUGCCCGGCCCUUUCCCUCUCCCCUAUCCUGCCCAGUGGUACUUCUACUAAAUUGUUGUCUUGGGUUUUUUUUUUUUGUUUAUUUUAUUUUUUAAAUAAACUGAUAAAUGACAAAGUGGUGAGCUUACGAUGUUUACAUAAAAGUUCUAUAAGCUGUGUAUACAGUUUUCUAUGUAAAAUAUUAAAAUACUAUGAUGACAUU